Messenger RNA from Tarenaya hassleriana, 1587 nucleotides. Its product is annotated as transmembrane protein 56-like. Bases 360 to 1169 code for a protein of 269 amino acids. Gene Ontology annotation, cellular component: endoplasmic reticulum; membrane. Gene Ontology annotation, biological process: lipid homeostasis. The transcript is spliced from 8 exons. The record is from RefSeq and is a predicted model, not a curated record. NCBI's taxonomy places the organism in Eukaryota, Viridiplantae, Streptophyta, Magnoliopsida, Brassicales, Cleomaceae.
AAAAAAAGGAUUUAAAAAGGCAAGACCUUUCCAAUGCAAUAGAAACCGAAAAGAGAGAGAAACGAAAUCAACAAGGAGGUGAGUAAUUUGCUUGACUCAGAGAAAGGGAGAGAGGGGAAAACGGGUCAAGCCUCUUCUUCUGGGUUUCGAUUGUUUACCUUGUUUCCUCAGUUUUGUUUGUGGAAGGUUCCUCAGUUUUCUUUCUUGAACACCAGAUUAUAGGUUUUGUCUCUUCGUCAUUCCGAUUAACUGGUACCGUAUGUUUUGAUCUGGUUUUCAUCUCUCUUGUCUGUGUAUUUUUGUUUAUCCUGAAUCUCUUAUCGCUCCGACAAUCCCGUCGAAGAAGAGGGGUAGUCUCCAUGGCUACGAGUUUCCAUCUUGGGUUCGCAUUUGCCAUCGAUGGCUUUACCUCUACCAAACAAGUCACUGUGGUCGCGUCUGUAUGUCUGGGUAUCAUCAUUUGCAAAGUUGUUUACCACUUAACUGGUUGGACAAGUCAUUUGCUCUUCAAAGCUUAUGGAACACUCGGAAGCAAACAGCGAAUGGAAUGGAACAACAGGGGCUUCUCAACUUUUCACGCAGUUUUUGUUUCGGUGGCUGCAAUCUAUCUGUUGAUAUUUUCAGGGCUGUUUGAUGAUAAUGUUCCUGGUGAUUUGAUCAUCAACCGGACUUCAACUUUGUCCGAAGCCGUAUUGGGGUUUUCCAUUGGUUAUUUCCUGACGGAUUUGUCGGUGAUCCUGUGGCAUUUUCCGGUUCUUGGUGGUGUGGAGUAUGUGUUUCACCAUUGCCUAUCCAUGCUUGCUAUUAUCCUUGCGGUCACAAGCGGGCAAAGUCAGUUCUACAUAUUCAUGGUUCUCCUCUCUGAAGCCACAACUCCAUUUGUGAAUCUACGAUUGUACUUGGAUACCAUUGGUCAGAAAAGCUCGAAGCUUUAUGUGUAUAACGGGAUUGCCCUGUUCCUGGGUUGGCUGGUGGCGAGGGUCUUUUUGUUCAUCUACUUUUUCAUUCACAUGUCCCUCCAUUUUGAUCAGGUCAAGCAAGUUUUCCCACUCGGGUUUUACAGCCUGCUCACGAUACCACCGGCUUUAGGAGUGAUGAAUCUCAUCUGGUUUUGGAAGAUCGCAAAAGGGUUGAUCAAGACCGUGUCGAAAUCGAGACACUGUGAAUGAAUGAUUAUAGGGUGAUGGUUUGAUUCGAUAGCUGGGGCAAUCACAUUGGUCUGUUGUCUAGUAAUUGGUACCAGUGUUCUUACUUUGAAGCCAUGGCCUUGGCAAACUGCUUAAAGGAAUACGAGAUUGAUCAUAGUUUUCUCAGUUUCCGAAGUGGAAUUAUCGUCUCCUAACUCCUAAACUCGAUAUUACUGUUUGGAUUUAACAGGAAACGAAUUUGGUUUCUCUGUAUUCUGCUGUCUGAUUUAUGCUCCUCGGUUCUCUCACGCUCUCUGUAGCUUAACCUGGGAGACUUGAAGUGAUUGGAAUUUCAAAGAAACUGGAGAUUCUCAAGUUUGGACAAUGUGACAGAAAAUCUCAUCAACAAGGUGUACAGCAAAUUGAGAUACUGAAGUACAGAGAGAGAGAGAGAGAGAGA